AUUGGUUCUGCACCACUAUCAAAGAACUCAUCGCAGCCUCACAGUUGAGCUGAAGAAGUUUUGUCUCCUGGAUUCCUGGAUUUGCGGAUUCCCCCAUUUCUGAGUUAGUCUUCAGGCUGGAAUUGAAUGCCCCUGUACCUAGCGGUACCUCAAGAGCAGUGGCAGGAGUGGCUUGCUGGGAUCUGGAGGUACCUGUUGCUUGUGUUAUAAGUGGGGGAGCUGGGCAGUUGGAUGGCAGUAUCAGGAGACUGGUGAGAGCUGUGCUGUUCUGUGCGCCUCCAGCCGCAGGUGAGUGAGAACGUUCUCCUCCCGUCUGUAAACCCUGUUCCUUCCGUACCCCUUUUCUCUUGGCUCAAUUUGUUUUUUUUGCUGUAUUGAAUUGUGUGAGGCACAUUCUUCAUUUGCAUACUCCACUUCACCGAGCACCUGCGCCCAGGUGUGUUAAACACCUGCAAUUAAAUUUCACAGGGUUUUUCCCUUCCGGAGUUUCAGAAUGUCACACAGAGAGGUUGAACUUGACUCUCUAGAAAAAAAGGAAGAAAGAUCCCUAACUAAUACUUAAAAUUAAUUAAUUCUAGGGAUUUAUAGUUUAAAUCUGACAUGUUUUUGGCAUGUCUUCUUUUUUUUAAAUCAGUUAUGAAGUCAUGCAAAAAGAGAUGCCAGAAGAUGCUUUCUCCUGUGCCAGUCUGUGGCCACAGCUUCUGCAAUGAUAGUGCAAUGAUAGUGCUAGUCCACAAUAGGACAUCCUGGAUAUAUAGUACAGGAAAAGAGGAACAUUAAAAUUGUUCUGUUUGAUGCUGUCCUCUCCUGAGGACACUGUGUACCUUGUGUAGAGUUCGCUGAGUGUGGUGUGGAGCUGGGGCACAGUUAAGCAACAGUGGGGUGAACAGCUCCACUCAGAAGAACUCUGAGAGAUGAACACUCUGUCUUGGAUCUAGUAGUUGCCGAGAUUCUGCAUUGCAUCCCUGAUAGUUUAUGAUACUCAGUAUACAGUUUUCUGAAGCUGGCCUUAGUCCACACUGGGAGUUUAAUUUGUAUAAAUAUUGUAUAGAUUUUAAAAUAUGAUUACAUUGAAUACCCUAAUGUUUUUCCGCCACCUGUUUGAUUUCACACCUGAAAACAUUUUCUUUUCCCAUUUGUAUUUCUGUGCCUGCUCAUAUAAUCUUUGUCUUGGAUAAACCUCUGCCCCAGGAGUCACUGGUGCUGCCUGAGGUGUGCUGCGAACCACUGAUUUGGAGCCUUGGGAGAAAGUAAUGUGAGCUUAUUGUACUUCAGGCAUAAUGGAAGCUUUUUAGAAGUCAGUAACCAGUCGCUACAUCAGGAAAACUGGCCUGGAGAGAAAUCAGGGUAUUUAGAAGACUGCUCUGUACUACCUUCCUUCCCUCCCUCUCUCUCAUUAUUCAUCUGUUUUUGAGUCUCACUCCUAUUUUUCUUCUUUUCUUUUUUUAAAUGCCUCCCAAGUUUACAAACAGCAUGGAAUUCUGAAAAAGUUUGGAACAAACAGGUUUGCAAUAGUGUUUCAACAUAGUUUAUUGUUUCAGGCUGCAUUUGUUAUUCCAGAUAUACUGUAUAGGAGCCAACAGUAACAGGAACACUGGUGGGGCCAAUGUUGGCAGUUAGUUUGAUGGCUGGUUGUUUGGCAGUGUCUCUCUUUCUCUCUCCCACUAGGAUGGUGAAGCAAGGAACUCCAGUCAUUCUCAUCCAUCUUAUCGUUAUCCUGGCUCCAAGAGCAGUCUUCUCUCAGGGCAUCCUGUACCCUUUUGGCCAGGCCCACCGUGACUCUGAGACCCCUAAGAUGGACGAUGGCAGCUCCCCUGAGGUUCCUCUCCUCAUCCAGUUCAUCUUCUUCAACAUGCCCUACCGCUCCAUAUUUGUCAACAACAAUGGGGUGAUCUCCUUCAACGUGCAGGUCAGCCAGUUCACGCCCGAGGCCUUCCCCUUGACUGACAGCCGUUCCUUCAUCGCCCCCUUCUGGGCUGAUGUGCACAACGGCAUCAGGGGAGACGUGUACUACCGCGAGACCACUGAGCCGGACAUCCUGCACAGAGCGACGCAGGACAUCCGCAAGUACUUCAAGAACAUGGCAUCCUUCACGGCCACCUGGGUCUUCAUCGCCACCUGGCACCAGGUCACCUUCUAUGGUGGCAGCCAGACCACGCCGGUGAACACUUUCCAAGCUGUGCUCAUUUCGGAUGGUGUCUUCUUUUUCGCCAUGUUCAACUAUGGGGAUAUCUCCUGGACCACUGGCACUGCCAGCGGUGGUGACCCACUCACUGGGCUGGGGGGCACAGCAGCUCAGUCAGGCUUCAAUGGCGGAGACGUCAACCACUUCUUCAACCUGCCAGGCUCCCGCUCCAACGAUGUGGUCAACAUUGAACAGACCACCAACGUCAACCGGCCCGGCCGCUGGCUCUUUCGCAUCGACGGCGAGCAGAUCGACCCGGCCAAUGGUUGCAGCCUCAAUGGGCGGUUCUAUCGGCGUGGGGAGGUUUUCUGGCUGUCGGAGCAGUGCUCUCAGAAGUGCCGCUGCCUGGACCUCGAGAAUGAGAUUGUGUGCCAGGAGCUGCCCUGCGGGCCGCUGCAGACCUGUGAGCUCCAGGAGGGCACGUACCACUGCCAGCCCACCCGUACCAGCACCUGCGUGGUGUUCGGCGACCCCCACUACCACACCUUCGACGGCUUCCUCUACCACUUCCAGGGCACCUGCUCCUACCUGCUGGCUAGGCCCUGCUGGGACAUCCCCGGCCUGCCCUCCUUCAGUGUGGAGGCCAAGAAUGAAAACCGUGUGGGCACCGCGGUUUCCUGGCUGCGCGAUGUGUGGGUGGAGGUGUACGGGCACCGCGUCACGCUACCCAAGGGCAGCCUGGGCACUGUACAGGUGGACGGCCUAGUGAAAACUCUGCCCGUGCAGCUGCAGCUUGGCGCUCUGCGGGUGUACCAGUCUGGCGUGGCGGUUGCCCUGGAGACAGACUUCGGCCUGCUGGUGACCUACGAUGGACAGCACUACGCCUCCAUAUCCCUGCCCAGCUCCUACUUCAACAACACCUGCGGCCUCUGCGGGAACUACAACGACGACCCCGCAGAUGACCCCGUGCUGCCCAGUGGCGCGCUGGCAGAAAGUGUGGUGGAGCUGGGGGGGGGCUGGCAGGUGGAGGAUGCAGACUGGCGCUGCUCAGAUGGCUGCGCCCAGAACUGCAGCCUCUGUGAUGCUGCCACCGAGUCCUUCUACUUUCGACCGGACUACUGCGGCAUCAUCAACAAGACGGACGGGCCCUUCCGGGACUGCCGGACCGUGGUGGACCCCACUGCCUUUGUCUACAGCUGCGUCUACGACAUGUGCAGCAACCGCGACAACAUCACCACUCUCUGCCAGGCAAUCCAGGCCUAUGCUCUGGCCUGCCAGGCCCUGGGUGUCACCAUCCGCUCCUGGAGGUCCCGUACCUUCUGUGCGCUGUCCUGCCCAGAGUUCAGCCACUACCAGGUGUGCACCAGCAGCUGCCCGCCGUCCUGUUCCGACCUGACGUCCCACCUGUACUGUGCCCACCCCUGCACCGAGGGCUGCCAGUGCGGCGAGGGCUACGUGCUCAGUGGCAGCCGCUGCGUGCCGCUGCACGAGUGUGGCUGUGAGCGGGAUGGACUGUACUACCCCUUGAACGAGUCCUUCUGGGCUGGGCCGGCGGGGGACUGCUCACAGCGGUGUGUGUGCGGACCCCAGGGGGAGAUCUCCUGCUUCAACGACUCCUGUGGGGAAGGCGAGGUGUGCACAGCAGAGCUGGGCCGGCUGGGCUGCUACCCCCGCCGGGAGGGUGUCUGCUCUGUGGCACAGAGCCAGGUGAUCGCCACCUUCGACGGUGCCGCCCUCCCCUUCCCUGACGAAAAUUCCUACUUUCUGCUGAAGCCAUGUGGAGCUGGGGGGAUCAAUGUUUCCGCGCCGGAGGUAAAGAUCGGGCGCCGGUUGGGGAGCAAGGGUCCAUCCUGGGUCAGGCCGGUGGUGGCCAGGUUGGCAGAUCUGGAGGUGCAGCUGGGAGGUACCGACUUCGAUACUGUAAAGCUGAACGGAGAUGCGGUCGUCCUGCCAUAUGUCCACCCCCUGGACACGCUGCUGAUCUACCGGGCCCCAGGCAAUGCCACCGUCGUGGAGUGGAGCGGGGUGCUGGCGGUGCGCUACACCCGGCAGGGCCUGCUCAACGUCACACUCUCCACCCUCUUCUACAAUGCCACCUGCGGGCUGUGUGGGUUCUUCAACGGCAAUGCCUCCGACGAGCUGCGGCUGCCCAGCGGGAAGCUGACGGACAACGCCGAGCUCUUCGCCGAGGGCUGGCGGGCCAUCGCCGAUGACCUGACGUGCAACGGCGACUGUGAAGACCUGUACCGUAUGUGCGUGGACCUGCGGCUCUAUCAGAGCCCUUGGCUGUGCGGAACGAUCAAUGACCCCGCUAACAGCUCUUUCCUGAGCUGCCACGCCGCCGUGAACCCCUCGCCCUUCUUCCGCAACUGCCUGUACAACAUGUGCGUCCGGGAGGGCAACCGCUCGGCCCUCUGCUCCUCCUUGCAGGCGUACGCCUCUGCCUGCCACGAUGCCCAGGUCAGCCUUGGACCCUGGAGGAGUGCCACCAGCUGCCCUCUGCCCUGUCCUGAGUACAGCCACUUCGAGGAGUGCACGACCGCCUGCCCCCCCACCUGUGCCAACCUGGAGCCAGAGGGCAUCUGCCCGCUGCCCUGCUCUGAGGGGUGCCAGUGUGAUGACGGCUACGCACUGAAGGACGGCCAGUGCAUUCCUAAGGCAGACUGUGGCUGCCAGUACCGGGGCCUGCAGCUGUCCACUAACGAGACCUUCUGGGUGGACUGGGAGUGCCAGGAGCUCUGCUACUGUAACGGCACCGACAACACUGUCUACUGCCACAGCGCCCCCUGCAGGCCGGAGGAGUACUGCCUGGAGGACAGUGGACUAUACUUCUGUCAACCACGUACUGAGGCUGUCUGUAUCGCUGCUGGCUACGGCCACUUCCUCCCCUUCAGUGGUGUGGCAUUCGACCUGCAGAGCAGUUGCACACUGCGGCUGGCCAACACCUUGUGUGAGAGGGAGGAAGAGCUGGGGGGGCAGGGCGUGCCGCAGUUCAGUCUCUCAGCGCGGAGCGAAGAUCGGCACACAGGCCAGGCCAUCUGGGUGAAGGGUUUCAUCCUGGAAGUGUAUAACUAUGAGAUUGAAGUGUCCCGCAGCUACAAGCACACUAUUACGGUGAACAAUGAGCGCCUGUAUCUGCCCCUCAAGCUGGGCCCGGGAAAGGUCAACAUUUUUACCUUUGGAUUGCAGCUGGUGGUGGAGACGGACUUUGGGCUGAAGGUGGCCUACGACUGGAAGACCUCCCUGUCCUUGACCCUGCCACGUGACCUCUAUAACGCCACCUGCGGCCUGUGCCAAGGUUUACCCCCUGGGCCACCAACACUCAGUGCGAAUGACUGGGGCAUGGCGUGGGCAGAGCGGGACACAUUCUGCAGGGUGGGCUGUGGAGAUGCGUGCCCCCGGUGUGCCCACCGAGAGGGAGGGGCGGCAGGCGACAGCGGGCUGGCGGACAAUGGCGGAAACAACAAUGGCAAUAACAACAAUGGCAAUAACUACCACAACAACGGCGGCAACAACAACAACAACAACAAUGCCCUCUACCUUGGGGAGCCUGUCAAUGGCUACCUGGACCCUGAGGCCAUGAGGCUUUGCAGCCUGAUCCCUGACCGCAAUGGGGCAUUCUUCCGCUGUCACAGUAAGGUAGCGCCAGGGUACUUCUACCAAAACUGCCUGCAGGACAGCUGCAUCGACCAGGGUGCACUGGACACCGUCUGCAACUGGUUGCAGAUCUACGCCAGCAUAUGUCAGACACAGGGCAUCCCUGUGAUAGGCUGGAGGAAUAACACACCAUGUGCUCUUAGCUGCCCAGCCAACAGCCACUAUGAGAGCUGUAUGGCUGUGUGUCAGCCUCAGUGCGCCCCUGCACGAGGACCACGGGACUGCAACCAUUACUGCGUGGAGGGCUGUCAGUGUGACCAGGGCUUCGUCAUCAACGGCAAGAGCUGCAUCCUGUCCCAGAACUGUGGCUGCUACACAGAUGGCAAGUACUACGAGCCCAAGCAGCUGUUCUGGAACGGCGACUGCACCAAGCGGUGCCAGUGCAUCGGGCGCAACCUGAUUCAGUGUGACCCGCGGAGGUGCAAGUCAGAGGAGGAGUGUGCCCUGCGGCACGGGGUGAGGGGCUGCUUCCCGCGGCGCAGCCAGCACUGCAUCGCCUCGGGGGGCGGGGUCUUCCGCACCUUCGACGGCGCUUCACUGCGCCUGCCCGCCUCCUGCUCCUUUGUCUUGUCCACCAUCUGCCACAAGCUGCCCGAGCUCUCCUUCCAGCUCAUCGCCAACUUUGACAAGUGGAGCAUGCCCAACCUCACCACCAUCUCCCACGUCUACCUCUACAUCAAUGAAGAGAACAUCCUCAUCUCAGGCAACACUGUGAAGGUGAACGGGACACCGGUGUCGGUGCCCUUCGUCACGGGGCUGAUGACCAGGGUGUCCAGCUCCGAGGGCUUUCUGGUGAUUGAUACUGUACAGGACAUCCAGGUGCGUUACAACCGCUUCAAUACACUACGGAUCAGCAUGGGACCCCGGCUGCAGAACAAGGUUUGUGGUCUGUGUGGCAACUACAAUGGCGAUCCCACAGAUGACUACAUCACAUCCCGAGGCAAGCCUGCUGUCAGUGCCAUGGAGCUGGCCCAGAGCUGGAAAACCAAUGGCAUGCAGAACAGUUGUGAUGAGACCCAGUACAUGGCACUGGCCCAGUCAUGUGACAACACUGCCAUUGCGGCGCUUCAGGGGGAGGAUGGCUGCCUGAAGCUCACCCAGAUGAAGGGCUUCUUCCAGCCCUGCCACGGCCUGUUGGACCCCCAGCCCUUUUUUGAGUCGUGCUACCUGGAUGGCUGCUACAACCAGCAGAAGGCCCAGGUCUGCGGGUCACUCGCUGCCUACGCUGAGGCCUGCCGCUCCUUUGGGACGCUUAGCACCAAGUGGAUAACCCAGGAGAACUGCUCAGAAUGGAUCUAUGACCCCUGCGUGGAGGAGGUCUGCACGAACAACACCUGCGAGCAGGAGAAUGGGGGAGACCUGUGUGGGUGUCCAGAGCUUCAGGACAGUGGAAAUGGAGACGAUGACAUCAUCCAAGCAGAGGUCAUGUGCAAACACUCCCAGAUGGAGGUGUUCAUCUCCAAGUGCAAACUUUUCCAGCUGGGCUUUGAGAGGGAGGAUGUGCGUAUCAAUGACCAGCAUUGCUCUGGCAUCGAGGGCGAGGACUUCAUUUCCUUCCAGAUCAACAACACCAAAGGGCACUGUGGCUCCAUUGUGCAGUCCAAUGGCACUCACAUUAUGUACAAGAACACGGUGUGGAUUGAGAGUGUGAACAACACAGGGAACCUCAUCACCAGGGACAAGACCAUCAAUGUGGAGUUCUCCUGUGCCUACGAGCUGGACAUCAAGAUCUCGCUGGAGACAGUUGUGAAACCCAUGCUCAGUGUGAUCAACCUCACCUUGCCCACUCAGGAGGGCAGCUUCAUUACCAAGAUGGCUCUCUACAAGAAUGCUUCUUACCGGCAACCAUACCGUGAGGGGGAGGUGGUGCUUAGCACACGGGAUGUCCUGUAUGUGGGCGUGUUCGUGGAAGGGGCCGACCAGCACCAGCUCAUCCUCAUCGUCAACAUGUGCUGGGCCACGCCGUCUCGGCACAGCAGUGACCGGCUGCGCUACAUCAUCAUAGAGAGGGGGUGCCCCAACAUAAAAGACAACACCAUUGGAAUGGAGGAGAAUGGGAUGUCUCUCACCUGCCGUUUCCAUGUCACUGUGUUUAAGUUCAUUGGCGACUAUGAUGAGGUGCACCUGCACUGCGAUGUCUCGCUGUGCGACUCUGAGAGACAUGCCUGCAAAGUGAACUGUCCGCAUGGUUCCAGAAUGUACUCUGACCUUGGCAGCCAGCACAAGGAGCAGAUUCUGACUGUGGGCCCUAUUCGGAGGAGAGAGUCGGACUGGUGUGAGGAAAACAAUGGUGGCUGCGAGCAGAUUUGCACCAGUCAGUUCGCUGGGCCAGUGUGCAGCUGUGUGACGGGGACACUGCAGCAGGACGGGAAAAGUUGUCUGGCUUCAAAUUCCUGUGGUGACCUUCGACCCCUGGUAUUCAUCCUUAUCACCAGUGCUGUGAGCAGCUGGCUGCUGGUUAACACACAGACCUGCGCCUCCUAACCAGAAAAGAAUGGGGAGAGUGUGAGAGAAGGGAAAGGGGAGACCCAUAGGGUACUGCCUGCCUUAUAUAAAGACAUUGUCCUGCUGUUCUUUCACAGCUGCCUUCACAGCAAUAAACACAGCCUUAACCCGAAAUGCUCUAUUACAACACUGCCUGAAAGAGGAAGAAGCCCUGAACUUUGCUGAAUCAGUCUGCCACAAAUCAAGUACAACUACUACACCUGAGGAAUACUGUCGCUAUUACCAAAAAUGUCAAGAGGAAAGGGGCACACUACUCUUUAGUAUUUCUGCAAUAAACCAUUUAUAGUGCUA
This is a messenger RNA of Lepisosteus oculatus (spotted gar), 8578 nucleotides long. It is a transcript of the gene tecta, whose product is annotated as tectorin alpha. Gene Ontology annotation, molecular function: protein binding. Lineage: Eukaryota; Metazoa; Chordata; Actinopteri; Semionotiformes; Lepisosteidae. Gene Ontology annotation, biological process: cell-matrix adhesion. The record is from RefSeq and is a predicted model, not a curated record.